GAGAGAGAAACAGAAAGAGAGAGAGAGAGGACGGGAGAGAGAGAGGACGGGAGAGAGACCUCAUCUUCAUCAUCCAGAGAGCCUGAGUGGUGUGUGGAGACUGGAGUGAAGGGCAGACUCUGGUGUGGCAGCAGAGGAAGCAGCAGCCAAGGCAGACGCUCCUCGCUCUCUCUGGCAGCAGACACCCAGCGCAGCCCAGCCCAGCGCAGCGCAGUCAUGCGGCCCAGAUCUCGGCUCCUUGUGAAGAGGGGAUUGCCCACCAUCAGGGAGGGAUAUGAGGAGAUGGUGCAGGACAUGAACCAGGCCAACAGCCAGCACACACCGCCCAGCACCCAGCCACAGCAGUCUCUGUCCACGCAGGACUACCUGCUCUCUAUCUGCCAGCUGGCCAGACCCACCUUCCCCUUGCGGGAACCAGAUUGGGACAUCCUGUCCAUGGCGCCAAUGGACAUGUCCAAACCGUGCCCAAGGCUUCACAGACUCAGACGCAGAGACGCAGUGUGUCCCGUGUCCUCCGUCUCUACGGCGCUCACACAGAGGGAGAGCCAGGGAGAGUGUAGUCCCCCUGAGCCAGCCAGCGUCAGCUCCACUCCGAGCCCCAUCACCGUGACCUCCGAUCCGCUGGAGUACCUCUACAGUAACGGGGGUGCGGAGUGCCCGCAGGGGCUGGAGGGGAGAGGAGGACGCUCUCCGGCCACGUGCAGGCCACGCAGUGGCAGCUUCCCACGUGUCUCGUUCCCCCCCGACGCCCGGCGCAAGAGCAGCUGCCCCGAGCUCCGCCUGUCCGCGUCCACCAGCACCGUCGACGACACCGCCGCUCCUCCCGCCACGCUGAUGCAGCGCUCGCCACUGACCAAAAAGAAGCAGAGCGGCGACCGCGGCGACCGCGGCACCUCGAGCCUCGCCCUCGUUGGAACCCUCAGCAAGCCCCACAGCACUCCUGCUGACUGGAGAGGGAGCAACAGCCGAGGCAGCAGCAGCAGCAGCACGGACAAAAACAACAUGGUGUCACACUGGAUUGCCGAGUGCCGGAGCGCGUGGCGGGAGGCCAUGAUCCACGCCUGCAUGCUGCCUGCUCUCGUUGAGAAGUGAAGAUGCCCUGGAGCAACUCUCAUUAACACAAAUCUCAACAGGAUGACACACCUACACUUACACGGUGUACACUGCAAAAUGUAUCAUAAAGACAAGUUAAAAAUGUUUACUCUUCUAUGUUACUUUAGGUAUUUAGAUUUCUCUUAUAAUUGAAACUAGAUGCCAUUGUAACAGUGCCUGUGAAUACAUAGAUCAGAGUUGAAGUACAGAGUUUAGAGUUCAAUUGCAUUUUACAGCAACUCUGUAGUUCUACAAAAAUUUGGUAUUGUAUUUAUUGCUUGUUUUGAUUGUCCAUUGUUUUAUAUGGUUGGGAAUGACAAAUAGCCUAUAUGAUAUUAAACAAGCAAACAAACAAAAAAUGAGAAUAAUUUCAGCUUGUCUCAGGUGAAUACAGUGUAUAGGCAGUGUUUUGUAAGAUGCCUUUGCGAUGUAUUCCAUAUUCUGUGUUCUAUGGUGCAGAAUAAAAUUUUAUUGUGAGAAUAAAGUCACACCUGUGAGGGUGGUUAUUAUAUCUUCCAGGUAUCUCCCACAACUAUAGCAUCUUCAGUUACAAACAAGCAUUGUAAA
Messenger RNA from Alosa sapidissima (American shad), 1659 nucleotides. RefSeq lists its product as uncharacterized. Gene Ontology annotation, biological process: regulation of autophagy. Gene Ontology annotation, cellular component: mitochondrion. Bases 217 to 1092 code for a protein of 291 amino acids. NCBI's taxonomy places the organism in Eukaryota, Metazoa, Chordata, Actinopteri, Clupeiformes, Clupeidae. The transcript has 2 exons. The record is from RefSeq and is a predicted model, not a curated record.